GUUAUAUAUCCCUAUCGAAUGCUUGUUUUCUGAAGCGAGCGAGCUCCACUCCACUACAGCGUUUGUGCACUCAAUCCCUAGGGAAUCGUCCUCGCCUUUUAUGUAACCCCAGGAUCAGGAUUCAAGGCUCUCUAUUCAGUCUUCUUCUUCCUUAUGUUUUCUGAUGGUUCUUGUGUAUCGGUAUUAGGGUUUUGUCUCAAUUCAAUUCCUAUUGUACAAUUUGAAAACAUAGUUUAUUUAAAUUGAUUCCUUUAUUGUUAGUCGAUUCUAUCAAAACGUGAUUAGUGAUGUUCUGGUACCAUUUGUUUAUUUGUAUUGUCUAAAUUCGCCAUAGGAGCACUAGGGUUAAUAUUAGGGUUUAGAUUUGUUAUCCGGUGAUGGAGAUGGAUAGCUCGCGUAGACCGUUUGAUAGAUCGAGAGAGCAAGGUAUCAAGAAACCCCGACUGACCGACGAGCUCGAGCGUGGCUCUAAUUCCAGUGUUCGAUCGUUGCCUCAGCGACAAGUAGCUUCUGGAGUUAAUUCAUUGGCCCCAGCAAGGUUUAGAACAAAUGACAGAGAUUCCGAAAGCAUCGACUCUGGUCGCGGUGGAUACCAGCCCCAACCGCUCCACCACGAGCUUGUGAAUCAGUACAAAACCGCACUUGCUGAGCUAACAUUCAAUUCUAAACCGAUAAUUACCAACUUGACUAUAAUUGCAGGCGAGAAUCUUUAUGCCGCGAAGGCAAUUGCUGCCACUGUUUGUGCUAACAUUCUAGAGGUUCCCACUGAACAAAAGCUGCCAUCUCUUUAUCUUUUGGACAGUAUUGUAAAGAAUAUUGGGCGGGACUAUAUAAAAUACUUUGCUGCCAGGCUACCUGAGGUAUUCUGCAAGGCAUACAAACAGGUUGAUUCCACAAUCCAUUCAAGUAUGAGGCACCUUUUUGGAACUUGGAAAGGAGUCUUUCCUCCCCAGACCCUCCAGAUUAUUGAGAAGGAACUCGGCUUCACUCCUGCUGUCAAUGGUUCAUCUACUGCAUCUACACUGAGGAGUGACUCACAGUCACAACGACCACAGCAUAGCAUCCAUGUGAAUCCUAAAUAUUUGGAGAGGCAGCGUCUUCAGCAGUCUGGCAGGAUUAAAGGAACAGCUAAUGAUAUUGCUGGGACUAUUACAAGCUCUAGUGAUGGUGCAGAAAGGCCAGAUAGAGCAUUAGGUGCAGCACGACCAUGGGUGGAUUCCAGUGCUGACAUGCAUAACAUUCAGGGCUCUAAUAGAGAUUCGUAUAAUGAUUCUGUUCCUGAAAAGGGCAUUGGUACAUCCUAUGGAGGCAAUGAAUAUGGCUCUGAUCUUUCAAGGAAUUCAGGUUUGGGUAUUGGAAGAGCUGGUGGCAGGACCUCUGAGUUAGCACGUGACAAAGCUUGGUACAAAGCAGGCAGCAAUGCUGCAGACAUGAUGUCUGCCCAAAGGAAUGGUUUCAGUCUCAAGCGUAGCUUAUCAAAUCAUGAAGCACCAAAGUCCAUCAACUUGGAUGAACAUAAUCAACCAACACAAACCAUGACUGGCAUAAAGAGUAGUGUCUUGUCAAGUAGCUGGAAAAAUUCUGAGGAAGAGGAGUACAUGUGGGAUGAGGUGAAUGCUGGACUGAGUGAGCAUGGUGCAUCCAAUGCCUCUAACAACUUGAGCAAAGAGUGUUGGACUGCUGAUGAAGACAAUUUGGCAGUUGGAGGUCACCUUCAAAGGACGUUGCAUGAAGAUAGAGAUGUGUCCACCGAAAUGAAACGCACCUUUGGUCAUCCUUGGAAAUCACAGCAGCAGCAGUCAUUUGAUGAGCUGAAUCGUAGGCCAUGUCCUUCAGAAGGCAUUGGAUCUGCUCUUGGAAGGUUGCCAAACAUUGUGAAUUCUUCUAAUGUCAAAAUGGGAAAUCGGCCUUUCUUGUCAAAUGCCACAUUAGGAUCAGUAGGAACAGUGCGACAACAGCAGUCUCAUUCUGUAGGAGCAGAGUCUCCUUGGGAGUCACCUUUGCGACAGCAGUCUCCAUCACCAUCAGUCAAUGUGCCCCAUCCUCAUGAAAUGCAGAUCUUGGCAGAGCAAGACCAUCCACAGACUCUUAAAACGUCUCAAUUUUCAGGACGUUUACGGAGCCAAGAUAUUCGAGAUUCAUCAUCUGUCCUUCCACGUAAUGUUCAGGCUGGUAACUCUCAGAGAUCACAUCAAAAAGACUUGCAAGGUCCAUUGUCUUCAGUGUCUACUUUUCAGCCACGACAUCAUAGUGCAGCUUCACAGCCACAGGAUCUUGGUUCCAAUAGUGAAGUGCCUGAGAUGAAGGGAAAGAUGACCCACUCUAAAGAAACUUCAGAGCAGUCAACUACAAGUUCUAUGUUAGCUGCAGUUAUGAAGAGUGGAAUUUUUACAAGUGGUCAGCAUGGCAUAAGUUUCUUGGAUAGGAGGAACCUUCCAUCAAAGUCCGGGGUUCAGCCUGCCCGGCCAAGUGGAUCAUCUCCUACAACAUCAGUUUCUUCAGGGCCUGGGGUUGCGUCUCCAUCUCGAUUAGGUCCUUCUAAUGAUGGCCUAUCUACUCUGUCAAAAGAAUCUCAAGGAAAGGUUGGAGCCCCAUCAAGGCUGCCUGCGCUCCCACCAGCUUCCUCUACUGUGAGUAGUGCCUCAGCCAAGACAUCAAGUGCCACUAAUAAUAAAUCUGAUCCAGUUUCAAACCUUUUAAACUCAUUAGUUGCAAAGGGUUUGAUUUCUGCAAAAACAGAUUCAUCUACUGAGGUGCCAGCUGAGGUGCUGAUUCGAUUGGAAGAUCAGAGCCAAAGCAUCACCACCAGUGGCACCUUGCCAGCUGUUUCAGUUACUGGUUCUGAAACUGUUCCUGUCAUAUCUACCGGAGAUGAUCAGCCUGCAAAAGGUUCCUCCAGCCAAUCAACCCCUACAGAAAUAAAAAAUCUAAUUGGCUUUGAGUUUAAGCCCAGUGUGAUCCGGGAAUUGCAUUUACCUGUGAUCAGAGAACUAUUGGAUGAUUUCCCUCAUCAUUGCAGUAUUUGUGGCCUUAGGCUUAAACAUCAAGAACAAUUUAAUAGACACUUGGAGUGGCAUGCUAUGAGAGAGAGAGAACAAAAUGAUAUAUUGAAGGCCUCAAGGAGAUGGUAUUUGAGAUCAAGUGACUGGGUUGAUGGCAAGGAUGAAGUUUCAUCUGAGUAUGAGGGUAUUGAUUCCAUAGAUUUACAUGGCAAUAAAUCAAACAGAAGUGAAGAGGAUGCUAUGGCUCCAUCUGAUGAAGAUCAGUGCUUAUGUAUGCUGUGUGGUGAGCUAUUUGAAGAUGUUUAUUGUCAAGAAAGGGAUGAGUGGAUGUUCAAAGGGGCGGUUUACCUACCUGUCUCCAGUAGUGAUAGUGAGACGGAUACUAACGUCAGUAGUGAAAGGGGCCCCAUUGUUCACACUUGGUGCUUAUCAGAGAGCUCCAUAUCUAACGUUCUUGCAAAGGAACAGGAUUAGGGUUUUGUUUUAGAUCAUCUGAGCAAUGUUGUCGUCGUCAGAAGCCUUCAAAGAGUACUCAGGUUUACCCUGCAUUUACUUGAUUUUCGUGGCUGUUCGGUGCUAAAAUGGAUUGAUGAUUGCCUCUAACUGGGCUUAGAGCCAUCAAACAAAUUUUGUGCUUUUUCUUGCUUGCUUUCUUCUCUCUCGCCCUUCUUCUUCUUCUUCUUCUUCUUUUUUUUUUUUGCUUUUUUUUUUUUUUGGUCUUGUAGCUCGGGGGAAAAUUUCAUGGUAUUCAAUAUAUAAAUGGCAGAAAGUUUUUGCAGCUCAGCUUGCCCAUUGACGUGGUUGUAUUCCUUUAUUUUACGAUGGCUUAGUGGAUUUGCACUUUAGCAGCAUCUGGUGCUAAUACAAGCCAGAGCAUUUGCAGCCAUACUCAUCACAAUUGCCAGAUGGGCCUCCUCUGUAUCUCCCAACAGCAACGACUGGGCUUCCUGCCUUCUCCUGUUACCCUUUUCUUAUUCUGUGCGCGCUCAUGCGUGUAUCUCACUUCCAGUGAAAGGGGCGAGGGGGCAUUGAUUCUGUGCUGGGAUAAAAUAAUAGCUGUGUUCUUAUCACCUAGCCUCAACUAACUUGUGUUGAUUGGAUUGUGGUCCUUUAUCUUACGCAGAAGAGAGAUUGUCGGUUGUGAAUUUGGCUGUUUGAAGUUAAUUUACUUGUAUAUGUGUUUCGUUUUUCAUUUUUUA
Messenger RNA from Neltuma alba, 4201 nucleotides. RefSeq names its product polyadenylation and cleavage factor homolog 4. Gene Ontology annotation, cellular component: cytoplasm; mRNA cleavage factor complex. The transcript has 7 exons. Gene Ontology annotation, biological process: mRNA 3'-end processing; termination of RNA polymerase II transcription. Lineage: Eukaryota; Viridiplantae; Streptophyta; Magnoliopsida; Fabales; Fabaceae. The coding region runs from base 378 to 3476 and encodes 1032 amino acids. Gene Ontology annotation, molecular function: mRNA binding; RNA polymerase II complex binding. The record is from RefSeq and is a predicted model, not a curated record.